AUGGAUCGUGAAUGGAGGAGAAAAUGGACACUCAGGCCCGAGCUGAGAGCGUUCCUUGAAGAGGAAUCUGUCCCUGCAUCCAGCUUCAGUACAAAUCUGAGUCAUUCACAGUUGAGUGCUGAACAAAUCGAGAAAGAGAGGAUCGUUAUCUCAUCGGAUGACGAAAAUUCUAAGCCCUGCAAGAAGAAGUGUACCAAGGCCAGCGCAAAGAGUAUCAAGACCAGCGUGAAUAAUGCCAAGGCCAACACGAAGAAUCUUUCCCCCAGCAAGGAGAAGGAAGUAUCCAACGAGAAGGUUACCAAGGCUGCGGACAACAAGCUCUCCAGUGAUGAUGGGGAAGAAUGGGAGGAGUUGAAUUGA
This is a messenger RNA of Guillardia theta CCMP2712, 360 nucleotides long. RefSeq lists its product as hypothetical. The coding region runs from base 1 to 360 and encodes 119 amino acids. Lineage: Eukaryota; Cryptophyceae; Pyrenomonadales; Geminigeraceae. The transcript has a single exon. The record is from RefSeq and is a predicted model, not a curated record.